This is a messenger RNA of Anopheles coluzzii, 1966 nucleotides long. RefSeq names its product G2/mitotic-specific cyclin-B-like. NCBI's taxonomy places the organism in Eukaryota, Metazoa, Arthropoda, Insecta, Diptera, Culicidae. Bases 218 to 1672 code for a protein of 484 amino acids. Gene Ontology annotation, molecular function: cyclin-dependent protein serine/threonine kinase regulator activity. Gene Ontology annotation, biological process: mitotic cell cycle phase transition; regulation of cyclin-dependent protein serine/threonine kinase activity. The transcript has 6 exons. The record is from RefSeq and is a predicted model, not a curated record. Gene Ontology annotation, cellular component: nucleus; cytoplasm; cyclin-dependent protein kinase holoenzyme complex.
AUGAUGCGAAGAGGCCUUUUGUUUCAUUAGCGCUCAACGCCUCCAAGAGUUCGUACGAAUUCAAACGGUUUUGCUGUGUCCGGCCGAUCGUGAAGUACGGCAAGCCGUUGGCGUGUGAAACAGCUGUGUAUAUUUUUGUAGCGCCUUUUUGUGCCGUGUUGUUUGUGCUACCUUUACUUCUCUCAUAGUCGAAGAAACUUCUCUAAACCUACUGAAAAUGUCCCGCAUUAUGAGAAUUGAUGAGAACCAGGUAGCUGGAAACCUGCAUGAAGGUGGGAUGAAGAAAGUGGUUGCUGCCAGACGCCCUGUGUUGGGAGAGCUUGGCAACAAGGUGCUGCGCAAUGCUUCCCAGGACCUGCUCGGCAAAGGUGUGGAGAAGGGAGCUGCGCUGAAGAAUGCCAACCCGACGCUGAAGAAUAUUAAGCCACGCGUGGACACUCGAUGGCGAAAGGCGGAUACUGCUGCGGCGGCAGUUGUUGUUCCCAAAAAAGUAGUCACCCGAUCCGAUUCGCAAAAGGUUGCGGUAGAGCCUAAACCGUCUGCCAAUGCGGAUGCUGUAAAGGUGCACGUCCAGCUGAACAAAGGAAACGAGGUAAAACAUGUAGCGUUAAAGCGUGAAGACAGUCAGCUGUCGCUGCGGACAUUGGCGAAGCAAAAUCGUAAGGCUCAACCGAAAAGCGCUCCUAGCAGCGGCACCUCAUCAUCGGACGAACAUGAAAUAGUAUCAAUCUCUAAGAAACCCGAAAGAGUGGAGGCCCAUUCGCAAAAGCUGUUGGAAAACAUCGAAAACAUCGAUGCGAAUGAUGGCUGGAAUCCGAUGUUGGUGGCGGAGUACGUGAACGACAUUUACAACUAUUUGAACGAGCUAGAGAGCAGGCCAGGAUAUGCGCUGUGCGAGAACUUCUUGGAUGGUCAUAAAGAGAUUACACAUAAGAUGCGAACGAUUCUGAUCGAUUGGAUCAAUGAAGUGCAUUAUCAGUUCAAACUGGACAUCGACACUUACCACAUGACAGUGUCGCUCAUCGACCGUUAUCUGCAGACGAUGAAAACUGUUCCGAAGAAGAAGCUACAGCUGGUAGGCGUGACGGCGAUGUUCAUUGCAUCCAAAUACGAGGAACUGUUUCCACCAGAGAUACAAGAUUUUGUGUACAUAACCGACGAUACAUACCAGAAGUAUCAGAUUCUCGAGAUGGAAAAGGAAAUGGUGAGAACGUUGGACUUCAAUCUGGGAAAACCUCUUCCAACCCAUUUCCUGCGUCGGUUUUCGAAGGCAGCGAAGGCGUCGGACGUAAAUCAUGUGCUGGCAAAGUAUCUUAUUGAGCUUGCCAGUGUGGAUUACAGUACCGCGCAUUACAAACCAUCGGAGAUAGCGGCAGCUGCGUUGUACAUAUCGUUGUAUCUGUUUCCACUAACAUCCAACGGCGGAAACGGUACGAGUGCAAUAAUCUGGACUAAAACACUGGAGCAUUACACGCACUACAAUGUAAAGUACUUGGCGCCAAUUGUGCAGCGGCUCGCAAACGUGAUCAAGGCUGUUCCCAAAAUGAUGGAUAAGAAGGUUAAAUAUCCUUGGUUGAAGUACUCCUCGUCUAAAUUUCAAUGUAUUUCGACGCAUCCUAAACUAAAAGGAUCAGAAAUCGAGGAGUUGCUCAACAAUGAGCUACGUUGUUAGCGGCCAUAAUUAAUUGUUUUGACUUUGUAUGACUUAGCAGUGCUUGUCACUUCGUAGGAAAAUAGUUAAUUUUUUAAAUUAAUAUUCAAAAGAAUGACUGACAAAGCUGCAGGCCAAGACGAAAAUGGUUACAUUCCUGUGUAGUAUGCAAAUAUUUUAAUCAAUUGCUAAUUGUGUUUUGUUUUUGAUUUGUUUAACGUAGUACGAAAAAUAAUAUUAAUGGGCAUAAUACAAUAUUCUCUUGUUUACCUCUGGUCAACGACGAACGAAAGAAGAGAUGAACCUAAUUAAUAA